AUGUCGGUCGUCACGACUGUGCACACCUCGAAUCCACGAGCCAACUGCACUGCUUCGUUCCCUAGACCGGAGCGGAAGAAGAUCAAGUCGUGUAGUUGCUGGAAUGCUAAGGGAGUCAUUCAUUGGGAGUUUCUGCCACAUGGUUCUACUAUCAAUGCUGAAAUGUACUGCAAGCAGCAAGACAGCGCGGCUGCAAAGCUUAGAGGAAUACAGAGACACGUGAUGGGUAAUAAUCAGCCUGGUGGUAUAAAUAAACGUGAUCGUCCCGGAGAUGGUUUCUCAGGAGGUGUAACUACUCCUGGGCGACAUCGUGUUUUCAGUGGAAAUCCUCAGAACAUUUCCAAUCCUGAGGAUGGUUGUCCUGUUCAGGUAAAAAUCGCGAAAAGCGAUGACGAUAUGGAAGGUGGCCUAGCGCCGACCGUACAGUUUAAAGAAACGAAUGAGUAUCCUGUUGUUUUCAAGUGGCAUUGCUCCGCAACGAGUCAGCCACGUUCUGUGUAUAUUUGUGGGUCAUGGGAUGGAUGGCGUCAAAAAAUCCCGCUAGUAAAGUCUGCAAACGAUUUUAGCACAAUUCUCGAACUGACGCCUGGCCAUCACGAGUACAAGUUUAUGGUGGAUAAUAAAUGGGUGGUUGACGAUAAUCAACCGAAAACAAACAACAACUUAGGUGGUGAGAACAAUGUGAUGUCGAUUGAUGAGGAUGAUUUCGAGGUCUUCGAUGCACUAGACAAAGAUUUGGCAUCGUCGAAUGCAGGAGAGGCUUUGCGUGGCGCACCAAACCAUCAGCCGUCUCACGAUACUCCCAAUGAUCGGGAGCUGGAAAAACUGCGCACUUUUUCACAAGACAUCCCUGAUAGAAAUGAAUUUGCCAAGGCACACAAUCCACCUGCACUUCCUCCGCAUCUACUCCAGGUCAUUCUCAACAAGGACACACCAGUACAGUGUGAUCCUAAUGUGCUACCAGAGCCAAAUCAUGUGAUGCUCAAUCACCUUUAUGCUCUCUCGAUCAAGGACGGGGUGAUGGUGCUUUCGGCGACACAUCGGUAUCGCAAAAAGUAUGUGACGACUUUGCUCUACAAACCGAUUUGA
Necator americanus (New World hookworm) is the source of this 1089-nucleotide messenger RNA. RefSeq lists its product as uncharacterized. The transcript is spliced from 11 exons. Gene Ontology annotation, biological process: signal transduction. Gene Ontology annotation, cellular component: nucleus; nucleotide-activated protein kinase complex; cytoplasm. The record is from RefSeq and is a predicted model, not a curated record. Gene Ontology annotation, molecular function: protein kinase binding; nucleic acid binding. Bases 1 to 1089 code for a protein of 362 amino acids. Lineage: Eukaryota; Metazoa; Nematoda; Chromadorea; Rhabditida; Ancylostomatidae.